This is a messenger RNA of Parasteatoda tepidariorum (common house spider), 926 nucleotides long. Its product is annotated as sorting nexin-24. The record is from RefSeq and is a predicted model, not a curated record. Gene Ontology annotation, molecular function: phosphatidylinositol phosphate binding. Lineage: Eukaryota; Metazoa; Arthropoda; Arachnida; Araneae; Theridiidae.
AUUUUAUUAGUUGCGUCAGAAACGGACAGAAAUAGGUAGCUAAAUACGUAAAAAUAAAUAAAGCUAAAAAUUAUAUGGCGAUAGUGCAGUAGCGGAAUAUCUUUGAGCUGAUAUAAUUUGGUACCUGAUGAGUGUUUCUAAAGACACUCUUAUUUUAUUGGUUGAUAAUCAAGUGCUAUCAAAAUGAUUAGUGCCUUUAUUCCUAAUUUUCAUCAAGUGCAAGGGAAUCAUGGGAAACAUUUUACGGUAUUUCAAAUUGAAGUGUAUAUUUUUGGAAAAUGCCAUAAAAUUGAGAGACGAUACCGUGCCUUUCAUUCAUUGCAUAAGCAGUUGAAACACAUAAUUUCAGCCCCAGAGUUUCCCCCUAAGAAAGUUCGCAAUUUAAAUCCUAAAGUUUUGGAACAAAGGCGAAAAGGCCUAGAACAUUACAUUCAAGAACUUUUAAAGCGUAAACCAGUGCCUAAGCAACUACUAAAUUUCUUAUCACUUCCUGGCAUUUCUCCAGCCUCUAGUGAAAACUCCGUUCAUAUGGAAGAAAAUAAAGAAAUAAUUCAUCAACCUGUAGUGAUGUACAGUGUUAAUUUAUAUGUUGAGGAAGAUAGAACAAGUAGUUUACCCAACAUUGUAAGCAAAGGUCUGUUGACAGCGUUUUAUUCAUCUGAUGAAGAAGGGGACUAAUUAUUCUUCCGUUUGAUAUAAUUAUUACUAAAUUCUCUAAUUUUAUGAAGCUAUUUUAUUUUUUUAAAUAUUCUUUGUAAUCUAUAUAAACUGAACAAAUGUGAUUCUCAAAAUCAUUUUUAUUUAUUUUGCAAAAUGAUUAGUUUUUGUGUUGCUGAUUUUUAUUUAUUUUUUUGUUCUUUUAUAUUUAUAUCAUUGUUUAUUUAUGCUUUAAUUAUUUUACAUCUACCUUUUCCCUGCAUUAUUUU